AUGGCGGCACAAGGACGUGACCAAGAUGACGCAGUUUCUUUAAGCUUACUUUCACUCAAUUCGAACGGCAACUCCGAUGGGGUACUGCCGCUGCAGCCAAUCCUUCCAAUUGAGAUUGUGGAAGAAAUCAUAUGCAGGUUUCCGGUGAAGUUCCUCUUGCAACUCCGGUGCGUAUGUAAGACCUGGAAUUCCCUGAUUUCUGAUCCCAAAUUCGCAAGAAGGCACCUUGGUCGGUUCAACCGUCACUUCCUCCUCAUAAGGUUCCACCUAACCAUCAUAGACGGACGCAUGCGCGAGGAAAAUUUCAUGUCUUACCCGCUUUCCUCCGUUCUCAAAGAUGUGGUUACCGGCGCCACACAACUGGAUAGCCCUCUGAAAUAUGGUAAGAUCAUUGGCUCAUGCGAUGGCAUCAUCUGUUGUUACAACCUCAGCUCUGAACUCCAUCAUUCUUUUGUCGUGUGGAACCCUUCUACUAGAAAAUUGUGGGAAUUGACGCCUUUGAAAAAGCCACUGUUAGAAGAAUAUCGUGAUAGACGGGAAUUUCAUUCGUACGGGUUUGGUUACGAUCAUCUCUCUGACAGUUUCAAGCUGGUCGUGAUCUUUUACUAUGAAUGUCCUGCAGGCGGUUACAAAACUCGUGCCAUGGUUCAUACUUUGGGCUCUAAUUCUUGGAGAAGGAUUGACAAUUUCCCUGAUAUCCCCUAUUGUGAAUUUGGAAAAUUUGGAAAAGUGUUGAGUGGUGCAGUUAAUUGGUUGGCAUGUGAUGAUGCCCUCAAUUUCAAUCUUAGGCAGGGUAUCACUUCUCUUGAUUUGGGGAAGGAGUCCUAUCAAGAACUUUUGCAGCCUGAUUAUGGUGGAAUAGAGGUCCGCGGCUUGGCCAUGGAUAUCAUGAGAGAUUGCUUGUGCAUACUUGUUAAUUGGGAUUUUUGGAUUAUGAACGAGUAUGGAAAUAAUGAGUCAUGGACCAAAUUGUUCAGCUUUCCUCUUGACUUCUGCUCCGUACGUUUUGUCUUUAAUGUGGGUAACCAUUCCCUUUGUGUUUUGGAGGAUGAUGAACUGCUCUUCCACUCCCUUCGGCAACUGGAUGUUUAUAGUUACAAAAAUGGCACUUCCAGGAGGCCUCGUCUUGACAUCACCCCUGUUUUGAUCAAGGAUCUAUACAUUGAGUCUGAGAGUUUGAUUUCACCUUGUCCUCACAAUUAG
Messenger RNA from Lotus japonicus, 1203 nucleotides. Its product is annotated as F-box/kelch-repeat protein At3g23880-like. The record is from RefSeq and is a predicted model, not a curated record. Gene Ontology annotation, molecular function: protein binding. Lineage: Eukaryota; Viridiplantae; Streptophyta; Magnoliopsida; Fabales; Fabaceae. The transcript has a single exon. Bases 1 to 1203 code for a protein of 400 amino acids.